Molecule: messenger RNA, 8596 nt
Organism: Schistosoma bovis
Lineage: Eukaryota; Metazoa; Platyhelminthes; Trematoda; Strigeidida; Schistosomatidae
Source: the annotation of a GenBank genome assembly
GAAUCAAAACUAUUUGCUGAAGGUAACCUACCUAAGCUAUUGAUUUUUUUUGCGCAAAGCCUUUACCUAUAGUGUCUCAGAUAAUAUUUUCGUUUCUAGCGUUUCGACUAAGAAAAUUUGAUGUCUUACUUGUGGACUCGAUGGUAGAUGGUUGCGAUUUGUAGAUUGUCAUUUGCCUUCACAAACUGGCAUCUGUAUAUUCAAAAAACCCAUGUCUUUUCCUGUUUCCGCGAUUAAAUUGUUAGGACAUCUUACGGUUUUUUCAGUCUCAUCCCGUUAAGAAUCUUAUUCAUUCUGGCGUUGGAUCGAUGGCCACUGCUGCUCUGGCUCCAGUGGCUGCUCGUCCACCUUCCAGGUCAGAUCAACAACAUAAUGGAAAUAUCCAAGAACCUAAUCGACCUUUACGUUGGAGAGUGAUUGACGACCAACCACAUGUUGGAAAAUACAGGUUUAUACGAACUAUAGGCAAGGGGAAUUUUGCCAAAGUCAAAUUAGCGAGUCAUGUUAUUACGGGACAACAAGUCGCUAUCAAAAUUAUUGAUAAAACCCAGUUAAGUCCUUCAAGCCGUCAAAAGCUUUUCCGAGAAGUUAGACUGAUGAAAUUGCUGGACCAUCCAAACAUCGUAAAACUAUUUGAAAUUAUUGACAACGAUAAGAUUUUAUAUUUGGUAAUGGAAUAUGCCAGUGGUGGUGAGGUUUUUGAUUAUUUGGUUGCUCAUGGAAGAAUGAAAGAAAAAGAAGCACGGGCUAAAUUCCGUCAAAUUGUUUCUGCUGUUCAGUACUGUCAUCAAAAACAUAUUAUUCACAGAGAUUUAAAAGCCGAAAAUCUCCUUCUUGAUGCCGAUAUGAACAUAAAACUGGCUGAUUUUGGCUUCUCUAAUGAAUUUAGUCCAGGCACGAAAUUAGAUACUUUUUGUGGAAGUCCUCCUUAUGCAGCCCCAGAACUAUUCCAAGGUAAGAAAUAUGAUGGUCCCGAAGUUGAUGUGUGGUCGUUGGGUGUUAUUUUGUACACAUUAGUCAGUGGGUCACUUCCUUUCGAUGGUCAGACACUUAGAGAAUUGCGUGAACGUGUUCUACGUGGCAAGUAUCGCAUCCCGUUCUACAUGUCAACAGACUGCGAAAGUUUGUUGAAGAAAAUGUUGGUCCUUAAUCCAAGUAAACGAUACACUUUAGAGAUGGUGAUGAAAGAUCGUUGGAUGAAUACUGGUUAUGAAGAUAAUGUAUUGUCACCGUACAUAGAACCCGAACCAGAUUACACUGAUCCUGUACGUAUUGAGAUUAUGGUCAAUAUGGGCUUCAGUCGUGACGAAAUAGAGAAGUCUUUAACUCAAGGAAACUUUGACGACAUAAUGGCUACUUAUCUCCUCCUUGAUAGAAGACGUUCUUCACUUGAUACAAGUUCACGUGAUGGUUCAAGUCUUUCUUUAAGGCAAAGUACUCAUUUACUUUCUGCUACAUCAAAUCCUGCAGCUAGUCCACUAAUCUCAACUGGUGGUGUUAAUUGUGCGAGUGUGGAACAUACCUCAAAUAUUUGCCCAGACGAUACGUUGUCUGUUUUACCUACAAAUGCUGAUACUGGACCAAUAAAUCAAAACGCACAUUCAAGCUCCAAAUUUACGGUCAAUUCUGGAAGUGCCACUCGUUCUACAAGUACAACACCACCUAGUACAGUAACGGUAGUCAAUAAUGGUGCCAAUAACAAGCCAGCUGUGAAUAUAAUCACUCCUUCAUCUUGCACUUCUGGGUCGGAAAGUUCAGGAACUACAGGUACCAGUACAAUAACUCCCAUUUCACAUGUCAGUUUGGCAUCUACAAAUACAUAUUCAUCUUCAAGUGGAAACGCGAACGUGAAUUACAAUACAGCCCUUAAUGCAAUUGAAGCAUCAUGUCCUUCUAGUAAUGUUGAAUCAAUUAAGUUGAUGCGGAAUGACCUUGUUCGUGCUUCAGAUCGUCCUGGUAGAGAAGAAUCUAGCCGGAUUUUGGCACGAUUACGAGGCUUUACUGAUGAAAUGGCCACUCCAGUUGUUGGUGGGGGUGGGCUUACAGCUUAUCCAAAUGUUCCAGGCCAACGAACAAGUAUUGAUGCAGGUACCAGCACAGUUCGUCCAACUACUGCCGGCCAGAGAAAACCCAUUCCUAUCACUUCACAAGCUCUGGGUGCAAACACGAAAUCAUCACCAAACUCCAACUCAGCUAUGGCACGCCGUACUCAUACUAUGAAUUAUGGGACAACAACCCCAACAUCUGGAGAUCAACAACAUUCUGUUAGGCGCCAACCGAUCAAUACAAAUGCAAGUGGACGCAAUACAUAUGUAUUUGAUAAUGCUAAUCCUAGGAACUCAGUCGCUCUUUCUGGUAUCACUGGUCUUUCUAGCGGAUCUGCUUUAUCGCCUUCGUCUGAUAAAUCUACAUCUGGGUCAUCAAGCGGAAGUGGUAACAAUCAAGUUACAACCAAUGGUGCUGGAAGAUUACCAUCUCAUGAAAUUCGAAGCCAUGUUACUCCUGCACUUGUUCCUAUGACUACGCGUACUAACAAAGUACAUCAUGGUGCCAAUAUAUCUAGUGGUACUGGUGGUGCUUAUCAUGCAGGUUUAUUAUUGGAAAGAUCUGCAACGUUGAAUACUGCAGGUCCUGGUACUAGUGGUAAUGGAACUUCAUCAAAUCAAUGUGCUUCUUCCACACGUGGAAGUGAUGUAGUUGGAGCUGGAGAAUUACAUCGUAACCAACCUUGUGCCAAUAUUGUCAAUCGAAGCGGAGUGGGUACGUCAACUAACCAGGCGGGUUGUAACGCUACCUCUGUUGCUGCACGUCGUGUAGUUACAAAUACCAAUAAUAACACGUCUUCUGGAUUUAACAAUGGUAUAGGAACUAUCUUAGAGACUACACCUUUCCCUAGGCUUACACCAGAACGUAGAACUAUUCAUUCAACAAAUUCACCAAACAUAGACUUUGAUUUCGAUACAAAUAAUCAAAAUUCUAACAACACAGUCGCUGCUCGUUGUAUUAAUGUUUCACUUGCUGGUGCUGGGGCUACAAAUAGUAGUGGUAUGACUCACUUAACUCCUUCUGGCACUGGUCUUACCUUCUUCAAGGCACUUACUUCCAAAAUCGGCCGACGUGGACCUAAUAGUGGUGCAAUGGGCAAUAUGUCUCAGGCACUUACUGGUGGCACUGAUAUUUCACAUGUUCCAUUCUCAACGGCGGAUUCUAAUAUUGGAGCUUCCACAACCAGCUCGGGAUCAGGUUAUCUACCUGGAGAUUCAGUUUUUUCUGACUCCAGUGUACAUGGCGCAUACACCGAACCUGUUAGCCAGUUAACACCUGGAGGAAGCUCUGCUGGUUCUCCUGUUCCUCAAGGCGGGAAUCAAACUGUUCCUCAUACUGACGAUAAUGUUAAUGAUCAAACGAAACCACGAAGUUUACGUUUCACUUGGUCUAUGAAAACAACCAGUAGCAUGUGCCCGGAUAACAUGAUUAAAGAAAUCAAGAAGGUCCUCACAGCCAAUAAUUGCGAAUAUGAUCAACGUGAAAGAUACCUUCUCAUAUGUGAGCAUGGAGAUCCAAGCACAGAUGCGAAUGUUCAGUGGGAAAUGGAAGUUUGUAAACUUCCUCGUUUGUCUCUAAAUGGAGUUCGCUUUAAAAGAAUUUCAGGAACUUCUAUUGGAUUUAAAAGCAUCGCUUCCCAGAUCGCUAAUGACCUCAAACUUUAAUCAAUAACACUUUCGUUUGCAUACUGAUCUGUUUUAUAUCCCACUUCAAAUGAAGUUAUUUACUUUUCUGUAUACUUGAAGUGCCAGAUUACAACUAUGACUGUGAAAGAUCUUGGAUAAUAUCAAUACAUGCUCAACGGUAUAGUUUUUAUGCAGUACCUCUCGUUUUUUUCAAAAUACUAUGCUGGGUCAUAAUAUCUUUGUUUCGAUACAGCCCACAAUGACAUGUUUUUCGUGAUUUCAAGUGUGUUCUUUGUCUGUAUGCGUUUCACAUAUACGCAUUUGUACAGGCCUAAUGAUCACUUUACAUGUGUGUAAAUCUUUUCUGUCAGAUCAUCUACAUUGUCUAAUUUGUAUUGUAGUGGUUAUUUCCGACCAAAUUUUAUUCAGACAUGUUUGUACUUUCCAAUUCUUUCUUUAUUAUUUCCUAUAUAUUCACUCCACUCAACAGCAUCAUUCGUUCUUAAACUUCUGAUAAUGUCCUCAGGAUUCCUUAUCUGCACUUUUCUGUUAACAUCUCUAAUGAAAUAUCUAAGCACACUUGUUUAUGUCAUCUAAGUAGAUUAUGACCAUCCCUGUUUCACUUAUAUGUAUUUUUGUAUUUCUAACUGUCCCGGGUGUUUCAUUUUUGUUCGUUAAUUUUAUGUCUACCAAAUUGAGCUAUGGAAAUUUAUGUAAGUUAUUUCUUAGUCUUUAGUGUAGUACCUAUGUAUUCGUAUAGUAUUGUUUUUCAUUCCUUCAAAAUGAUCUCUUCUGUUAAUCUCACUACAUCUUUUCUUCUCAUUUAUCGUGCAGUCGUGUCACCUUAUUUGAAAAGUAGCAAUUUGUCGGUUUUAUUUUUUCAGUCUGUUAUCAUCCUCAUAACACUAUUUUCUCCUGAGGGUCGUCUAUCUCUACACUUUCAAUACUUCACAAUAAAAUACAAUAUAAGCCUUUCCUAUUGAUGCUCUGUUCCUUUCUGAAAGUGGAUCUAAGAAUGCACAGUAACUAAAAUUAUUACUUUUUUGCCUUUUACAAUGCAUGCGCCAUCGCCUGUGUACACCGUUGAUAAUUCCUAAGGAAGCCAUAUAAAACGAUUGUGUAAGUUACGUAUCAAAUGUUUCAUUUUUGCCUUCGGGAAUGAUAUCAGUGUAAUUACUAGAUAUUUACAUUCUGUUCCAAAUUGAUUUUUCUUCUUCUUUCGUUUAGUUUACCAUAUUCCUCACCAAUAUUCAAUGUCAUAUAUAUUCUGUGAAUAGAUUUAUUGCGUUCAAUUAGUAACAUCCUUAAUUAUUGUUAUUAUUAAUGAUGGUCUGUUCUUAUUGUUUCUGAAUCUCGCUGUUAAUAGUAGUAUUAAUAAUAAUACACAUGACUAAGUAACUGAACACAUUUCAAUCUAUUUGAACUCUAACAUAUACUCUUCCUUUCAAGUGCGUUUUCCCAAAUGUACAAACCCUAUACACACAAAAAUUUGUUUCAAUGUUUAUAUUUUGUUAACUUCCUUCUUUCAUCUUUUGUUCGCCUCGUUUUUUCUUUAUAUUAUUAUGUAUGUUUUCGAUUUGUGAUAGGGUGAUUCAAUUUAAUUCUUUGAAUACGUUCUGUCCUAGAUGUUUAUUCUAAUGCAGGUUUCACCUUUAUUUCGUUAUCCAAUGCAGUUUAAAAGAUAUUUUAAUUUUCUGAAGUAUUGACAAUUAUUUUAAAUUCAUGCGGAAGUUACUUUGUGAUAUUGUUGCUGUUCUCUUUUACAAAAUUAUGAGUUAUCUUUUCUGUCAUGAAACCUAGUUCCAUAAUGUGGUGUGAUUUAUUUCAUACGUGGUUAUACACUUUUCUCACCUGCACUGUUUGUUAUCUCGUGUAUCUGUGUAUAUUAGUAACUUACGGUAAAACUUAUUGCGCUAACUGUUCUUAUGGCGGAUGAUACAAAUAACAAUGAUGGGUUUUCGCCGGUGACUUCUUGCGAAAAGGAUAAAAAGUAGCUUGUCUUCUUUAAUCUUCGUACUGCUAUGUUUCACCAUUUCUAUUUUGCUUUUCCUUAAUUAAAUGUACCCUCUACAAAUUGUGUGCAAAAUUCAUUAUACCUUGGUAAGGAGAAAAAUCGGUUUCAUUUACUUAUGAUUAACAUUAUGAAAAACUUUUAUACGUAAUAGAUUAUCUCUUCUAUAUCAUGCAUACAUUUAAGUUGUUACAUCCAAAUGUUCGCUUAUUCACUAUCUUUCGUCUCUCUUAAAUCGUUUGUGUCCCUCAUUUAGUUCAAAGGAGUUGUUUUUCCAACUUCAUCUUGUAUACCUUCUUUUAAAGGCUACAUUGACUUUACACACAUGCAAACGUACGUAUAUGUGUAUGAAUCAUGUCUAACCUUAUAUAUAUAUAUAUAUCCUAACGUAUUUAUUGAGAUUCUACAGCCACGUGAUCAUUUCAAUGCACUCGACUGUGUAGAAUUCCCACUACAGACAAAUGAAACUAGUGUUUAGCAAAUUGACUUUUUUCAUAUUUUAUUUUUUUGUUAGUAGUUCACUGAGUUGUACCUGCUCAUUUUUAUAGUCAUGUUGAUGAUGACGAUAUUGACCAUCCCGUUUUUAUUACGGUUUUGGACGCUACUAACUCAAAAGUACGCUUAAUGUCUUAUUAAUAAGUGAAUAAAUUACUAGCAUAAUAGCGAAACUUUAGGUGACGUCUCUACUUUUGACACCUUAAGCUAUCUUUAUGCGGUUAUUAAAAGGCGAUCAAUGAUGGUGAUCCGACUUGCACUAAAGUAACCAUUGCACAGCAAAGAUUAGCUUAUUAUAACUUAUAGGGCAAUUUUUAAAAAAAUUCUAAGCCUAGUCCAUUUGACAGCUAAAAAGAAAAUAGUUAUUCAAUAAGCUAACUAUCAGAAGUAUUUCUUGAAACCAGUUGUCCAAGUAUGUAAAUCAAAUUCUUGAUGACAUUUAGAAUUACCGACAUCAUUUAUGAUGUCCCAGAUAUGACCUACCAAUCCCUAUAUCCGUUAUGAUAGGUCUUUCUAACUCAGAACUUAUCAUCGCUUCAAUCAUAGAACAAAUGCUUUGACGAAGAAAAAUUUCGAUCAUACACUGCUUAAAACGACAUUUUACACUCUAAUGCAAAGUAUAGAUGAGUCAUGUAGCUUCUGUUUAUAUAACAUUUGUUUUUCGUAUUAGGUAUCAUGAGGUAUUCUUGAUAUUGAAGUCACCUAUAUUCCACUUACAGUGUAUAUUUUGUAUCAGUUUUCAGUAUAACGUAAGUCUACAAAAUCUUGGGAGUUUUUGUGUGAUAAUUAGCAAGAAGAAUUCACCAUUCUAGUCGUUCCAAACAAGUAAUUUAUGAUUCGGAGGAUCAAAUAAAAACGGGUUAUAAGCUAUGGCUGCGAAUUCAGUAGUCUAGGAAAAUUUGUUUCCUACAACUGUUUGACAUAAUUCAUCCAAGUGCAAAGUUAAUUCCAUUCACGGGAAACUUUAUGAAACUGUAUUUCGAUUGCUAUUAUGUUAAAAUCCAAAUAACGUCUUUCUAAUAUAGGUUAAUAACACUAGAUGUUUAUUGCAAGUUCAGCUCCUUUCUGACUUCAUAGUUUACUUUUUUCCACCAUAAAACUGUAUAAGGUUGUAAAGUAGGAUUAAAUAAAACAACUUAAACUAAAGGAAAUGAGGUAUUGCUUUUUUGGAUUUCUUUAAAAAAAGGUCGAAUAGUGUCAUUUUCCAAUGGAAUUUAUGUUCGUUUUCUACAUUUAACUUAUGAAUAACAGUUCAUCUACGUAAAUAAAAUAGCGCACUUUCCAAGACGUUUUUGCUUUGUCCAACUAAUAUUUCGCGUUUGAUUUCAAACUACUGAUUUGUUUGAUUUUCUUACCUAACCUUAUGGACGACUGUAGCCUGUCAGUCAACUAUCUCAGUGCAGUUAGUAGAUACUGUCCAUUGCCCAGGUACGACAGCUAACAGAUGUUAACUUUUCGAUCAUUCUAACUUCAGGAUCGUUUUUAUAUAUACAUACUUAGUAAUCCCAGUAUAAAAAAUAUACUGCAUAUAAAAUUCAUAUUUUUCUACUAACCUCACAUUCCCAACGAAAUAUAGUUGAGAAUAAAAGUUCCAAUAUGUCAACAAUUUACAGAACCCAGUUAUACGUAUGUAAAAAGAAAUGAAAGACCAGAUUUAUCACCGAAAAUUCCCACGACAUUAUCAAAAUGAUGUAGGUAGGGGAAUUUAUUAAUGGAUAUUUUCCCUUUGAGUAAUAGAAUGAUUUCAGCACAACAUUCGUCUAUGCAGUCACUCAGUUGAUGUUAUUUCGCGACGAAACAUUUUAAAUAUUUAUUGAAAAACCAACCAUCUUGUUCGUUAAACAAUAUCUAUUCACAGAAUACAAAAGAAAAUCUGAUAGAAUAACAGCAUUUAUCUUCGCAUACACUAAAAUUCCUAUCCAGACCCAGGUGACACUAAUCGCUUAAGUCAAAAACCUAUCCAAGGUGGAACUUGUGACGUCUAAGUUCUGUAGUAGCGACACAAGUUUUCUUCGUGUCUUCUGGUCAUUAGUCUUUAUUUAUCCUAUCGAGUAAGUUUAAACUAAUCGGUCGUCUCUUGCUUAUUGUAUCCAUCUAACGUUGAUUUUAGCUGAGUGGGAAAAAAAUACAUAGUCAAGUUGCAUGAUGGCUAGAAAUAUAUCUCUCAUUCAUAUGGAUGUCACAGUAUACUUAAACGGAUAUACCUUAUUAAUGUAUUACGAAAAUGUAUGUAUUCCUCCUAAUUAAAUGCUGACAAGGUGAUUACGCAAAAUAAUGUGUAUCAUUGUUGUAUUUUGUUCGAUUGCCUUUAUCCGUUACAGUGAUCCUUCUGAUCACAAAGAACAAAUUUUUGUUACAGGAAGAGCAUAUUCCGUUGUUGGUAAAAUCUUGUUCAUAUAUACUUUAUAAAUAAAAACUG